GGCUGGUCGAAACCACUUGAAGCUUUUCUCUCAUUUCACACUCACACAAUUAAACACGAAAUAUGCUGAAAGCAAAACCAGACUUGCAAGCGGCCACCAAACGCUACUCGCAGGCAGAUGGCCCGGUUCGCAGGUUGAAUGUCAAAGGCAAAAAGCUGCAUAUCUUGGUUCCGGACGUUGUCGAGGACGAUGUUGCUGUACGUAGCGCAGCGGAAAAGCUUACCCACAACUCUGAAAAAGAAGACUACAUUCAAGAGCUGAAAACCCUGGCUACGGAACUGGAAUUUGAUCCCGUUGUACACCUUCUAAGACUGAGCAACAUUGAAGCACAAAUUGAUGAAAUUCCUUUGGAUGACCUUAUUAUGAAUGUUUGCGAUGGGAGUGAUAUUGAUGGAGUUCCAGGCCCUAGCGUAGCUGCAUAUCUCGAAAAGAAGAACUACCCAAAUGUAGUCGGGUGCGACUCCAUUUUCAUUAACAAUACGUUGACCAAGAACGGAAUGAAGGAGCUAUUUCGAGAGAGCCUUGUGUCCACGCCGCCCGGUAUUGCUGUAACCAAAACCUCUGACUUGGCGAAAUUGAUUGAGGACUGGGGAAUGGUGUAUCCACUUUUUGUUAAAGUUUCCGAUAGCUACGGUUCUGUCGGACUGGACGAUAACUCGGUUUGUCAUGACUAUGAGCAAGUUCAGAAGAAAUGCACAGAGCUGCUAAAGGAGUUUGAAAAUUUGACCGUGGAAGAAUAUAUUGAUGGACAAGAGUACUCGGUGCUAGUCUCAGGAAACUGCCGUGACGAAAACCAGACAGUAAUCGUAUACCCUCCAGCUGAGCGGGCCUUCAACAAGGAGCUCCCCCGAUUCAAGCGCUUCAUUUCAUAUGUUCGCAAUUGGGACGAAGCCCAGUAUGCACAUAAUUAUGAGCGCGUUGAGGACCCAAUUGAUUACGCAGCACUACAGGAUCUUGCUCGUCGUGCCUAUGCGGCGGUAUCCGGCAAUUGUUACGGUCGUGUGGAUAUUCGUAAGCGAGACGUGAGCGGCAAAUUUUAUGUACUGGAGGUCAAUGCAUCCUGCGGCCUUGGCAAAGGUUCAUCGUCCGAAUUCAUUUUGCAACUCGCUGGUCAGACGACUCAGGACUUUUUCCAAAUCCUCCUGAGCUCUGCCCUCAAGCCCCUUGAACCUGCUGCUAGCACCUCUGGAAGCUAUGCCGAACUCAUCACAGCGGAGCCAGACUCUGCGGUCGCGCUUGAGAAGGCUGAAGCACAGGAUAAUGUAUCGCCUCUUGCACCGGUUUUGCCACUCGAAGUUGAGCAAAAGGUGGCCAAGUUGAUCAGAAAUCCUAGUCUGGCGUUAGUUCCAAACCCUAUUGUGCACGUUAUUGUUUCGGCUGUUCUCGUUGAUCCCGAAUCUUGCAUACCUGAUCCUGAGGGGAAGCUGGCCGUCAGCUACGGCAAGGACGUUGAAUACGUGAGCGAGCUCGAGUCAAUCUUCAGGACCCUGAACUACGACCCGAUUGUCCACCUUUACCAUGUGGAUGAUGUAGAGGGUACACUACGAACGCUUUCCAAAGAUGAGGACCUUCUGUUCAAUGCCUGCUUGGGUGAUGAUGGUCUGGAAGUUGCCCGAAUUAUCGAAGAAAUUGGUUUUGCUCAUACGGUAGGGUUAAACGCACGAUUCUUUGUCGAGAGCCGGGAUAGACAAGCGAUGCGCCAAGGCCUCCUCAAAAACCGGCUCAGCGUAUCAAGCGCCGUGGUUGCCCGUAGGGGACAAGAUGUAGGAGAAAUUAUGCAGGCAAUGUCUGCAGAUGGCAUACGAUUCCCAGUCUAUAUCAAACCAAGCAUGCGGAAGCAUAUUCGACAAAAUUCAGGGCAAAAAGUUAAAGAUGAGGUAGAAUUAAAAGAUCUUCUAGCUGAGCUACCCGAAGGCGAGGAUUGGCUGGUGGAAGAUUUUGUGGAGGGUACCGAGUACAUGGUGUUAGUUGCAGGGGACGCUCGAGACCCUUUCGCGGAUGUUAUAGUUUUUCCUCCCGUCAAACUCGAUCUUGGCACGAAAGAUGCCAAAGAAAACGCCAACGGAAUCUUGGGCGUGGUCCGAAAGUUGAGCAUCAUCUCCAUCGGCAAGGCGAAAGGUCAGCAAGUUACAGGAAGCAUAACUGCCAACGCUGACGAUCGGUACAAGCCAAUGAAGCACCCGGAUGAUCUGAUUCUCCAAAUGGAUCUGCAAGACCUUGCUCGACGAGCGUUUGUCGCAGUACAUGGAAGUUGCUAUGGACUCGUCACUAUCGUCGACCGAGAAGACGGCGCAGGUCUGACGGUGAUUGGUGUCAGUGGCGAUGUCCGAUUCGGUGACGAAAAGUCUGGGACAAUACUAAGAUUGGCAGGUCAAAAUACUGAGACUUUGUUUAGCUGGCUGCUCAGGCGACCAGUAAAAGCAUGAGCGUUAGAAUGGUGACGAUGUUCGAGGUGAGGAUUACUAGAUACACUCUAGAUAGGAAUUACGGUCGUUGUUUGAAGACCGUCUAAGAAAUGUUAAAAGUGAUCAAAUGCCCACC
Spizellomyces punctatus DAOM BR117 is the source of this 2541-nucleotide messenger RNA. RefSeq lists its product as uncharacterized. Bases 63 to 2426 code for a protein of 787 amino acids. Gene Ontology annotation, molecular function: metal ion binding; D-alanine-D-alanine ligase activity; ATP binding. Lineage: Eukaryota; Fungi; Chytridiomycota; Chytridiomycetes; Spizellomycetales; Spizellomycetaceae. Gene Ontology annotation, biological process: peptidoglycan biosynthetic process. The transcript is spliced from 7 exons. The record is from RefSeq and is a predicted model, not a curated record.